CACUCUACACACGGCGCGUAAACGCAGGACGCACGCUGGUGUCGGAGCAGAGCAGCACAGAGCGGAGAGAGCAGCCGUGCCGCAGGAGCUGCCACGAACGCUCCUUUCCUCCACUUGUAUUUAUUAUCCACUUCCUUUUGUGCCUCUCUUUUUUUUUUUUUUUUUUAAGCUGUUUCUGACAGUCGGGUUGAGGUUUUCUGGAAAGCCGGAGAAGCAACCCUCGUGUGCGCAAAAAUACGCGAGGGAUCCAGGAGAGAGGGAGCUUGACGGGGGACAGGAGCCUCCGUGGGAACUUGACGCACCCGGAGCUGCUGGUCCGCCGCUCCGGAGCGCAGAUCCUCCUCCAGCUCCAAGACGCACGCUGCUCAAGGAGUUUGUUGGCUCGCUAUUCUUUUGGAUGAGGUUCACUGGCAUCCCUCAUCUAAAUGGACAGACGCGAAAGGACAGAUUUUUCUGACUUUCCUCUAUGACAUACUUACAGGUUCCACACUGAUGGUUUGAUUAACGUGGUGGGAUUUUUAUCACAGUAGUUCCAACUGCUGCCAGCGGUUUUUCUGGUCCUGAACAAGGGUGGAUCUUCUUCUUUUUUCCCCAGGAACAUUUGCGUCUAUAUCUCGCACGGUGGACACACAAGACACUCAAAGCUCUUAAUUUUCUCUUCUUUUUUUUUUUUUUUACAUCAUCCAAGAUGGAUUUUGUGUCAUCGUUUAUUGGAUUUUUAAUGGUAAUGUGUCAUCUGGCGUUGAGAGUUAAAGGAGAAGAGGCAUCGGAUUGUGGAGGCUUCUACGAUGCCAGCAAGGCCGGUUACAUCACCUCCCCUGGUUACCCCAUGGAGUACCCCCCUCAUCAGAACUGCCACUGGAUCAUCACGGCGCCCGAGUCCCAGCGCAUCGUGCUCAACUUCAACCCCCACUUCGAGAUCGAGAGGCUCGACUGCAAAUACGACUUCAUAGAAAUCCGCGAUGGGACUUCGGAGACCGCAGACGUCCUGGGUCGACACUGCAGCAACAUCGCCCCGGCACCGAUCAUCUCCUCUGGGAACUCGCUCCAGAUCCGAUUCGUCUCCGACUACGCCCACCAGGGGGCUGGCUUCUCUCUGCGCUACGAGAUCUUCAAAACAGGUUCGGAGUUCUGCUUCCGCAACUUCACCAGCCCGUCUGGCAUGAUCGAGUCCCCGGGCUUCCCGGACAAGUACCCUCACAACCUGGAGUGCUCCUACAUGAUCAUAGCCCCGCCCCACAUGGACAUCACGCUCACAUUCCUGACCUUCGACCUGGAAAACGACCCCCUGCAGGUCGGCGAGGGGGAAUGCAAGUACGACUGGCUGGAGGUGUGGGACGGCCUGCCGCAAGCGUCUCCUCUGAUUGGCCGCUACUGCGGGACCAAGAUCCCUCCGGAGAUCCAGUCGUCCUCCGGCUUGCUGUCCCUCUCCUUCCACACCGAUAUGGCCGUGGCCAAAGACGGCUUCUCGGCGCGCUACAACAUGACACAGAAGGAAGUCACCGACCGUGAGUCAUUCCACUGUAGCACGGUGUUCGGUAUGGAGUCGGGGAAGAUCAGCGAUGACCAAAUCACAGCUUCCACCACCUUCUACGACAACCGUUGGUUGCCCCGCCAGGCGCGCCUCAACAAUGACGACAACGCCUGGACGCCGGCGGAGGACAGCAACAAGGAGUACAUACAGGUUGACCUUCAUUUCCUCAAGGUUCUGACGGGGAUCUCCACGCAGGGCGCCAUAUCCAAAGAGACUCAAAAGUCCUACUACGUCACCACCUUCAAAUUGGAGGUCAGCACCAACGGGGAGGACUGGAUGGUGUACCGGCAUGGCAAGAACCACAAGAUUUUCCACGCCAACACGGACCCGACCGAGCUGGUUCUGAACCGCGUCCCGCAGCCGGUGUUGGCCCGUUUCGUCCGCAUCCGACCGCAGUCUUGGAAGAACGGCAUCGCCCUGCGCUUCGAGCUUUACGGAUGCCAGAUUACCGGUGCCCCGUGUUCGAACCUGCAGGGCCUGCUGUCCGGACUUCUCCCCGACGCUCAGAUCUCGGCCUCCUCCACCAGGGAUAUGAUGUGGAACCCCGGGACGGCCCGACUCGUGGCUAGCCGCUCCGGCUGGUUCCCGGCGCCUGCACAGCCUCUGGCGGGGGAGGAGUGGCUACAGGUGGACCUCGGUUUGCCCAAGACGGUGCGCGGUGUCAUCACCCAGGGGGCACGGGCAGGAGACCCAGGAAGCGGAGUGACCACGGAUAACCGUGCGUUCGUUCGGAAGUACAAGGUGGCGCACAGCCUGAAUGGAAAAGAGUGGAACUUCAUCGGGGACCCCAAGACCAGCCUACCCAAGAUCUUCGAGGGAAACACACACUACGACACCCCAGAGCUCCGUCAUUUCCAGGAGACAAUGGCGCAGUACAUCAGGAUAUAUCCGGAGAGGUGGUCCCCAGCAGGGAUCGGGAUGAGAGUGGAGAUACUAGGAUGUGACCUUCCAGAACUCACCACCCCGGCAAACACGGCCACCCCAACUCCUCCCCUCGACCUGGAAACCACCACCAUCCCCUCCACGUCCACAGUGGCCGCCUCUUCUCCAGCAGACAGCGUGUGCGACUUCGACCACGGCCUGUGCGGGUGGAUGCACGACUCCAACGCCCCGCUGCUCUGGUCCCUCCACAGCCACGAGCUCACCAGCUACCUGUACCUGGAGGCGAGCCUGAAGACGGAGCAGCAGCGGGCCCAGCUCGUGAGCCCCGUCGUGUUGGCCGACACCGGCCCUCUGUGCCUCAUCUUCACCUACCAGCUUUGGGGGGAUGCCCAAGGCCACCUGCGGGUGCUGCUGCGGGACGCCCACCACGAGGAGUCCGUCCUGUGGACGCUGAGAGACGAUCAGGGGCCGGUGUGGAAGGAGGGCCGCACCAUCCUGCCUCGCUCCCCUAAAGACUUCCAGGUUGUGAUGGAGGGUUUCUUUGAGCACGGCACCAGAGGACACAUCUGGAUAGACAACAUCCACAUGAGCUCCAGCUCCCCUCUCAAGGAGUGUACACAGCCCAUCGCAGCCUUCUCGCCCGAAAACCCAGUUAAGAGACCCACGGAGUUUGGAGACGGGCGACUUUUCAGCGGCAGAAACCCUCCAGGCGGAGGUUUGCAGUUCCCAGAGUGGAACACGGCGUCGCCGUCAUCCGACCCUCCGGUGACGAGCGUCUCGGAGAAGGACAACUCGUGGUUGUACACCCUGGACCCCAUCCUGGUCACAAUCAUCGUCAUGAGCUCCCUGGGCGUCCUGCUGGGAGCCGUGUGCGCCGGCCUCCUCCUGUACUGCACCUGCUCCUACAGCGGCCUGUCGUCGCGCUCCUCCACCACUCUGGAAAACUACAACUUCGAACUGUACGACGGCCUCAAGCACAAAGUCAAACUCAACCAGCAACGCUGCUGCACCGAGGCAUGAGGGGAGGCGACGAGCGGGAGACGGAGCCGUCUUUCGUGAAAAAACCUCUCGCUACGUUCAUCGUUUCCACCGCUUCACUUAGUUGACUUCCUCAAGUGGUGCAGAUCACAACGAGGGUGUUGUUUGGAAAAAUGUGGCCCCGUCCAGUAUUGAUACUUACUUUUUUUGGGAAAUGAACCAAACAAAACGAGAGACUGGGGUUACCGCUAUGGACAUGCUCCGUUGCAGGGAUGUUAGGCCUCAAAAACUAAAUAUCAACACAUAUCAGCUCCAGAUUCGCGGUCCAUCGAGAGAGAACUGUUUAUAGAUGCAUUUUAGGUUGGUCUAGUUUGGAAACUGGAUAUUUUAAACUCCACAGCCAGAGAGUCGAUCACAUCGUGUUGGAAAGGUGGUAGGUUAGGAAUGUGCUUAGGAAGCGUAUUUUUUGAUCACAUGUGAACACAGUGGCCUAGAUCUUAGCUCCUUUGUGUGGUCGCUUGGCUCCUUUGUUCCGUCGUAGACCCUAUUACCCAUCAGCCUCAGUUACCCGCUUAGUUCCUGACGGUCUGUGGUGUUUGGAGUCACCGACAUCCCCCCGAGUUUCUGCUAAAUCGCUGUCUUUCUGUUUAAUGUUUUCUUUCUGGCCUGCUGCCAUUCUGUGAUGGAAGAUAAGUUGUGUGGGGGCUGGGCUGAAGAAAGUAUAUAUAUAUGUGUGUGUGUAGAGGUUGGGAGGGGGCUUUUUAACACAUUCUUUUAUUGACAGAGAGAUGUUAUGGUUAGAUUUAGUUCUCAGAGACUGUUGUUGCUGGUUCCUGUCAAAGAGAAGGUCAUGUUUACAUUGUGCUAAAUGUUAAAAGUUCAAGGAGCUUCGGGCGGUGCAACCUAUGGAUUGCUGGUUAGGUAGAGACUGAACCACUGAAGGAAGAGAAAUGAAGACAGAACGAGAGAGACUAUGACUGACGGAGCACUGAAACCCCCUGCUUCUCUCUCGCGGGGGGUGAUGUUCUCUCUGUGCUUUAAAACGAGAAAAAAAGGACAAAAAAGAAGCAACAAACCAGGCGCAGCUCCUCUUAAUCGACUGACUGUGUGUCCCGACACACAACAAGCCUUAAAAAGCAAACCGUUGUUGGAUA
Cololabis saira (Pacific saury) is the source of this 4548-nucleotide messenger RNA. RefSeq names its product neuropilin 2a (gene nrp2a). Gene Ontology annotation, biological process: vascular endothelial growth factor signaling pathway; axon guidance; angiogenesis. Bases 689 to 3436 code for a protein of 915 amino acids. Gene Ontology annotation, molecular function: vascular endothelial growth factor receptor activity; semaphorin receptor activity. The record is from RefSeq and is a predicted model, not a curated record. NCBI's taxonomy places the organism in Eukaryota, Metazoa, Chordata, Actinopteri, Beloniformes, Belonidae. Gene Ontology annotation, cellular component: membrane. The transcript is spliced from 18 exons.